Pogonomyrmex barbatus (red harvester ant) is the source of this 1810-nucleotide messenger RNA. RefSeq lists its product as uncharacterized. The record is from RefSeq and is a predicted model, not a curated record. NCBI's taxonomy places the organism in Eukaryota, Metazoa, Arthropoda, Insecta, Hymenoptera, Formicidae. Gene Ontology annotation, biological process: regulation of transcription by RNA polymerase II. Gene Ontology annotation, molecular function: protein binding. Gene Ontology annotation, cellular component: nucleus.
GCAGUCAAAAACGCUAUAACAUCCAUUUUUACCAAUAUCUGUUAAUCUCUGCUUAAUGUUCUUUAUUUUUAGCAAUAAAAAUAAAGAGCAAGUUAAACUGAGAUUAAAGUUACAUCGGACAUAAAGGCCGAAAGUUCCAAAAUUUAUUGUGAAUCCUGAUGAUAUAUAGAAUACGUCACGUGAAUUAUAGAUUUUCAGUAUUGAAUUUUGAAGCAGUGAAUUUUCGAGCACAGACGAAACGUCUCACGUUGCGCCAACGCUGGACUCGUCACGUGAUCGUAUAGAUGCGCGUGCGCAGAUUUCAUUCCUCCAUCUGCCAUCAUUGGAUGGCUUCACGACGCGACAACAGCGGCACGUGUGUGUCAUGGCGAGUGCUGUUGUUAGAAACGCCGCGAACUGAGUGCUUCGCGUCGCCUAAUCGUCGAGUCCCUGACACGAAGAGUUGACUUAAAAGCACCACGAUGAAGGAGGAUUCUGUGCUGAGUUUUAGGUGGCAGAGCUUCCCGUCGCACAUGGUGGGCUCGCUCGACACCUGUUACGAGAAACAGCAGUUCGUCGACGUUUCUCUGGUGUGUAAGGAUAAUACGAUUCUCAAAUGUCACAAAAUGGUACUAGCCAACACAAGCUCGUUUUUUCGCCGAUUGCUCCUCGCCUACGACCAUCCGCACCCGAUGAUCGUCCUCCACGACGUCGAGGCGGACGAUCUCAAGACCCUCGUGAACUUCAUGUAUUGCGGCGAGAUACAGGUAGUCCAGAGUGAGGUUAGAAGAUUGCUGAAGCUUGCCGACGUUCUCGAGGUCUCCGGGCUACGACAGAUUCCGCCCUCGUUGCUCUCUGGGGAGGGCUCCAACAACACCAUGAAAGAACACUGCGACGCAUCCAAAAGAACCACCACGGUAUCGCGAUUGAGGCUGGAGGAAGCCAGGAGUUCAUCAGGUAGAAACAUUGAACACGAAGCAGCCGCGAAACAGAGCAAACCGACCGUGCACGGCCUACAGACCAAAUUCAUUCCGAAAAUAAAUCCUUACAAAACGACAGCCAAAGUUCCUCAGGAUACACCGAAGAACGAAGAGAUUAACAUAAGCGAAUUAUGUCAACGGCUAGAGACCAGCAAUUCCGGUAUCAGUAUUAUAGACAUUAACGAGCCAAGUACAAGCAGAGGAUUACGAAGGACAUCUCCCGUACGACGAAAGAGAAAGGAAUUUCAACCGAGUCCCGAGAUUAGUUGGCCAAGUAUAUUAUCCUCGAUAACAAGUAAGCCGUUAUCCUUUAAGAAAAUGCGUUGUAUUAUGGAUGAGGUAGAGAUCACAGCGGGGAAGUCAGUCCCUUCUGUACCAGAUAAUAGAACAAAUGAGCCAUUGGACAGACGAAAAAUUAAAGAUCCCAGCGAAGAUAAUGGUUUAAACAUGGUUUACAUAAAGGAUGAAGUUGAAAUACCUUCUGAUGUAGAAGAAGAUGUUGACAUGGACCCAUUGGAAGUUGACGACGCGGAUAAUGAAAAUUCGGGAAGCAGCAAAACCUCCACGCCACAAUUGUUUUCUCAGAUAGUAAUGCAUCCUAUAAAUAAGAACGCUCAUCCUCAUACAGAAUUCCCUGCCAGAAAGGAUCCGAGUAGUUAAUGUGUGUGUGACCAUUCUAAAAUUUUAUAAACUGGUAAAAGAAACUAUGCGAAAUCUCACUGCAUGUUUCUCUCUAUAUACGAUACACUUUGAUCACUUUGAUACACGUACAUUCAAACUCUCAAAUUAAUACUUUCCUCGACAUUUGUGUUACGUGAUCUUACUGUUUUCAUAAUAAAGCUAUGCAACUU